Microthlaspi erraticum is the source of this 909-nucleotide messenger RNA. The record is from the annotation of a GenBank genome assembly. Lineage: Eukaryota; Viridiplantae; Streptophyta; Magnoliopsida; Brassicales; Brassicaceae.
AUGGGAACAUUGGUGGGUCACAUCUUACCGGGAUUUUUCUUCUUUGCACUUGGUCUAUGGCACCUCUUUAACCACAUCAAACUAUUUUCUCUACACCCAAAAUCAUACAUAUCUUGUGCAUGGUUUCCACUUUCCAAACCAAGAUAUUUAGAGCCUCUCUUGAUCAUUAUAGGCUCCUCACUUUCCAUUUCCGUGGAGCUUUUCCUUGGCCAAAACAAUCACCAACCAUUUGAUCCCAAGGACGGAACCAUCCCAUAUAACCAUCUUCAUAACUUUGAACACUCUUCCAUCUCCAUCACCUUCAUCACCUAUGCAGCUUUUGCCAUCAUCUUUGACAAAACAAGACCAAUGGCUCAUCGGGACCUCAUCAACUUGAUCGCAGCCCUGGCCUUCGCCCAACAACUCUUCCUCUUCCAUUUCCAUUCGUCAGACCACACGGGCGUCGAGGGACACUACCAUUUGUUGUUACAACUCGUAGUCUUUGUCUCUUUGGUCACAACACUCUUCGGGAUCGCCUUACCAAGUAGCUUCUUGGUGAGUUUUGUUCGGUCACUUAGUAUUUCCUUGCAAGGAAUAUGGCUUAUGUCAAUGGCUUGCAUGCUUUGGACGCCAAGUUUGGUUCCCAAGGAUUGUUUUCUUCACGUUGAAGAGGGUAAACAUUCCAUUAGAUGCUCAAGCGUCAAAGCUCUUCACAGAGCAAUAUCAUUGGUCAAUAUCCAAUUCAGUUGGUUUCUUGUUGGUGUAACCAUCUUUGCAAUGUGGUUUUAUAUUUUCUUGCUAAGGAUCUACGCUGAGAAAAUUGACUAUUCUGAGCUUCGAACAAAGGAACCCGAAGACAUGGAGAUCAUGAUGACCAUGGUUGAUGUUCUUGAUGCUGAGUCACAAAAUGGAGUUAAGCCACAAGCUUGA